Messenger RNA from Acomys russatus (golden spiny mouse), 851 nucleotides. RefSeq names its product serine palmitoyltransferase small subunit A (gene Sptssa). The coding region runs from base 87 to 302 and encodes 71 amino acids. The transcript has 2 exons. Gene Ontology annotation, cellular component: serine palmitoyltransferase complex. Gene Ontology annotation, molecular function: serine C-palmitoyltransferase activity. Lineage: Eukaryota; Metazoa; Chordata; Mammalia; Rodentia; Muridae. Gene Ontology annotation, biological process: ceramide biosynthetic process. The record is from RefSeq and is a predicted model, not a curated record.
UGGUGGCGGGCGGGCCCCGAGGCCUGGGACUUUAGGAGGUGAGCGGGCCGCGGGUCGGCCUGACGCUGCUUCAUCGCGGGAGGCUCAUGGCUGGCAUGGCGCUGGCGCGGGCCUGGAAGCAAAUGUCCUGGUUCUACUACCAGUAUCUGCUGGUCACCGCGCUCUACAUGCUGGAGCCCUGGGAGAGGACCGUGUUCAAUUCGAUGCUGGUUUCUGUUGUGGGGAUGGCACUGUAUACCGGCUAUGUCUUCAUGCCCCAGCACAUCAUGGCGAUAUUGCAUUACUUUGAAAUUGUACAGUGACGAAGAUGUGACCAGGAUCCAGAGGUUCCUGGGGAAGAUAACCUUGUGAAGUUGGAAUGAGACCUCAUCUGAUGUAAGAUGCUCUACGGAUGUCAACAUAACCAACCUUAUAAAUACAGAGACUAAAAUUCAUGAGUAGAACAGGAAAAUCAUCCUGACUCAUGUGUUGUGUCUUUUCUUUUUGAUUUUACAAGAGGCUCUUGUAUAGUAGCUUUUGUCUAUUUUAACAUUGUAGUCAUUUGUACUUUGAUAUCAGUAUUUUCUUAACCUUUGUGACUGUUUCAAUAUUAUUCAGUGAAAGCUUUUCUUAUUGUAACUUUGAGUACAUCUUAAUUGCCUUCUAUUUUUCAAACCCAAGGUCAUUAGUUGGGUUUAACUGUUCUUGCUAUUGUAUGGCAUAUACAUCUGCCUGGAUAUAUUUCUACUCUUGACCAAAGUUUUGUAAGAAACAAUACUGAAUUUGGGGAUGGGAGGGAGGAUACUUUGAGAAUCACUUACAAAAAGAUUUAUCUGCAAGCUUGAACUCAGGAGUAUGGUUUUAGCUCCCUA